This is a messenger RNA of Drosophila hydei, 2545 nucleotides long. Its product is annotated as carnitine O-acetyltransferase-like. The record is from RefSeq and is a predicted model, not a curated record. Gene Ontology annotation, biological process: carnitine metabolic process, CoA-linked. Bases 505 to 2490 code for a protein of 661 amino acids. NCBI's taxonomy places the organism in Eukaryota, Metazoa, Arthropoda, Insecta, Diptera, Drosophilidae. Gene Ontology annotation, molecular function: carnitine O-acetyltransferase activity. Gene Ontology annotation, cellular component: peroxisome. The transcript has 7 exons.
UUUAUUUGAACUCACGUCACUAUUGCAAAAAAUAUCUUAUUUGGAUAAAAAGUUAAACCACUUUGUACAGUAUAUUGCCCCAUUUUAUUUUCAAAAAAUAUGUCAUAGCAUAUUGCGGCCUUAUAACAUAUAGAAAGAUACAAAUUCAAAAAGACAGCCGCUAAUAAUAAUUCAGAGGACGCAGGGUAAGAAAAAGAUGUCCACAGACUUUGUACCCGACAGUACAACAACAACAGAGAUCAACAAUUGGCAACAGGCAUUGCUCAAACCGCUCUCACUUUCGAUGCCGACAUCGACGCUGACGCCAACGUCGGCAGCGAUAGCAAAACAACCCAGCUACAGGUUCGGGAAAAGGCAACGACAACGGCAGCGACUGUGACUGCGACAGCACAGUUAUAAUAUUGAUAUUGGGCUUUUGCAUUUAUAUUAUUUAUUUGCCAAGUGUGCCCGUGUUGUCGCUAACGUUAAUUGUAACGCCCUGCUUAUCGCAAAGUCUUUACGAUUAUGCACACUAACCAAAGCUUCACAGUUGAGACCAACGUAGAAGACUCCAAAUCCAAAAUGAGAUUGUUAAAGAAUGGAAUGGUUUUCUGGAAUUUGACUAAAGGCUCCGUCAACGCUAAAGAAGCAUCGGAAGCUCUUGUCAAACUGGUGCCGCCUGCCUGCUUUGCCACAAAAAUACCCGAUUCAUCGGGAGACAAACAGAUCUCGAAACAGAAGCAGAAUCUUUUACAGUAUCCUGUACUGCCACUGAAAGAGACCAUGGAUCGUUUUAUGGCCACCGUUCAGCCUCUACUUACAGCAGAAGAGUUCAAAAAACAGCAACAAAUAACAUCUGAUUUUAAAGACAAUGAAGGGGAUAAACUGCAACUACUGCUCGAGGAGGCUGGCAAGAAGGAAUGUAACUGGCUUGCAGACCGUUGGCAAAAGUUCGCCUAUUUACAAUAUCGUGAUCCUGUCACCAUUUAUGUUAGUCCCGGCAUGACAUUCCCCCCUGCGAGCUUUAAAGAUAAUACCGAAUUUCUUAACUAUACGGCCAAAGUUAUAUAUGGACUAUGCGAGUUUAAAGGCGUUGUUGAUGCUGGUAAGAUACCAAUUGUCAAAAUGGGCAAAAAUGAGUUGGACAAUGGUCAGUUCGGCAAGGUCUUUGGCACCUGUCGUAUACCAGUACGCAUCACGGAUGAGCUAAUAUAUAACCCCUGCUCCAAACAUAUUGUGGUCAUAUACAAAAAUCAUUUCUACAAGCUGAUCCCGUACGACAAAGACAAUAAAAUCUUAUCUGCUCCUGUGUUAGCUCAACAAUUAACAUCAAUUAUGAAUGCGGAAAAAGAGCAUGGUAUACCUUUUGGUAUUUUCACCGCAGACACGCGCGAUAAUUGGGCCGAGGCCUAUGAGGCAUUGAGCAAAGAUCCUGACAAUUGUAAGACACUAACAGAAAUACAGACAUCACUCUUCACUGUUUCUCUGGAUGAAUUUGUGCCGUAUGAGCCCGCUAACCGAGCCGAUGAAUUGAUCCUGUCGCUGAUUCAUGGUGGGGGUAGUAAAGUGAACACCGGCAAUCGUUGGAUGGACAAAACCAUACAACUGGUAGUCAAUCCAAAUGGAAACGUUGGCUUCACCUAUGAACAUUCUCCAGCUGAAGGUCAACCUAUUGCUAUGAUGAUGGACUACGUAGUAAAGAAAAUGGAAGCGGACAAGAAAUAUGGUGAAUGCGGCUCCAAUGUGUCCCAAAAGCCGGAGAAGCUCAAAUUCAGUACGACGAAUCCGUGCAUUGAUCAAUUGCUGUUCUAUUCUACAACGUAUGUCGAUAAACUUAUUAAAAAUCUGCAGAUGAAGGUGCUAAAAUUUGAGUGUUACGGCAAGGGAUAUAUUAAAAGUAUGCGUCUGGGACCAGAUAGCUUCGUGCAGAUGGCAUUGCAAUUAGCAUUUUACAAACUUCACAAAGUGCCGGCUGCUCAAUACGAAUCGGCUCACUUACGUAUUUUUGCCAAUGGACGCACAGAAACUAUACGCUCCUGUUCGAAUGAAUCACUCGCCUUUUGCAAGGUGAUGACCGAUUCAGGCACCUAUCUCGAGGAACGUGUUAAAGCACUGCGCGAUGCUGUCAGUGGUCAUCAAGCGUAUGCGAAACAGGCGCUGCAGGGUCGCGGCGUAGAUCGCCAUCUCCUGGGUCUGAAGCUGAUGGCCGAAGAACACAACUUGCCAAUACCCAAAUUCUUUUCAUCAUUGGGAUACAUGAAGUCGAAACACUACCGUGUGUCCACAUCGCAAGUGGCUUCCGUGUACGAGGCCUUCAUGGGCUACGGGCCGAACACCGCUGACGGAUACGGCUGCUGUUAUAAUCCACGCGAGUCUGAUAUUAUCGUGGCUAUCUCAGCGUGGGCUUCAAAUGAAGAAACGGACCCCAUCAAGUUCGCCGCGGCGCUUACAAGCGCUUUCUUGGAAAUGAAAGCUGUCCUCGACAACGAAGCCAUGAAAUCCAAGUUGUAGUUCCAUUAUCAAUUUCGUUGUAUAAUGUUGAUUAAAUUCUAAGUUCGACUAAAGA